AUGGCUCGCCACGGGGAUACUCGCUCACCAUCUCCUGUAGGCAGCACAUAUUCUUCAUCUCGUCGCAACCGCAGAGAUGACGACCGCUACGACAGACACAGAAGGGAUGAUGGACGCGGUUAUCGCAGGUCCCGCAGUCCAGAGCGGCGAUAUCGCGAUUAUCCACAUGGCCGGGACAGAGAUGGCUACAGACGCCGUGAUAGAUCGAUAGACCGACGAGACGAAGACACCUAUCGCCCCAAUCGAAGAGAUCGGUCUCGUGAGCGCCGGCGAUCUAGAGAUCGAGAUGACGACCGAGGCUAUCGUCGCAAGAGUCGCGAUAGAGAUUAUCGACCUCGGAGGGAUGACUCGCGGGAUCGAGACCGGAGACGUACAGACGAUCUUGCCGAUCCAAAGCACAAGCCCAGACGAGUUGACAGUCAAGACCGUGGCGGAUCUCGACGCUCGAGGUCCCGUACUCAAGAGCCAUCGAAACCUGCUACUCCUGCCCCCACUGCGCCGCCUGCCGCUCAAACCGAGGAGCAAAAAAAGGCCGAGAGAUUGGCCAAGCUAGAAAUGUGGAAAGCAAAACAGGCGGCUGAGCGUGAACGGAAACAAAAGGAAGAAGCCGCAGCAGGUGGCGGACGUGGUAUCCUUGAUGAGCUAGACCGCCGCUCUGGUCGUCCUCCUGCUGUAGCCUCGCCUCUCGCCCCAGUAACGCCCGUCGAACCCUCGUCUCCUGCGCCUUAUGCUGGCAAGUUUGAUCCUAAGGCUAUUGUUAAGGGCGCAGCCUCGAAUGGAACGGCAGCCACACCAGCUGUCCUCGGAACCGAUGUCCAUGUUCCCCAGAACACGAAGCCUGUGACAGCUCCACCUGCCGCGCCCUCUGUUGCACCUUCUGCACCGUUGAAAGCCAAGGGCAAUGUCAGUGGAUUUGGACUGGGAGGGAAACAGGCGUCUGAGAAUGAGAAACCUACUGCCACCCGAACUCUGGGAUUCGGCGAAGAAGAGUCGACUCGCAAGAAAUUGGAACGGCUUCCAACGCCUCCGCUUGAUGACGACAAGGACGGCCUCGCCGUUGUCGAGGAUGCCGGCGAUGAUGACGAUGUCGAUAUGCAAGACGGGGACAGCGAGGAACAGGCCGCCGCCGCCGCACGAGCCGCCGCCGAACGGCGUGAGGCUCGCCUUCAAUACCAACAACCAGAAACAAAUACUGACGUCCAGAUGGAGGAGACUCCCACCCAACAAGCUGAUCCAGCGGCGAUGGAAGUUGAUGAGGUUGAAGACGUUGAUCCUCUCGAUGCCUUCAUGUCAGAACUUGCAGACACUGCUCCUCCAAAAAAGAAGUCCGGUGUCUCUUUCGCAAAGAAGACUGGCCCGCAACAACCACAGGCUUUGUUCGGGGAUGAGGACGAUGUGGAUCUUACGGCUGUUGGUGGUGAAGACGCGGAUGAUGUUCUCGCAAUGGCCACUAAGAAGAAGAAAAAGGAAAUCCCGACUAUUGAUCACGCCAAGGUCGACUAUGAGCCAUUCCGCAAAAACUUUUAUAAUGAACCUUCCCACCUCGCCGAAAUGACCGAGGAGGAAGUGGCAAACUUACGACUUGAACUAGACGGCAUCAAAGUUCGUGGUCAAGAUAUACCUAAGCCAGUCCAGAAAUGGGCUCAGUGUGGUUUGGGUGUGCAGACAUUGGAUGUUAUUGAGCGUUUGGGUUUCGAUGGCCUCACCUCAGUUCAAGCGCAAGCCAUACCUUGCAUCAUGUCAGGUCGCGAUGUGAUCGGCGUUGCUAAGACUGGCUCUGGAAAGACCAUGGCAUUCUUGGUUCCAAUGUUCCGACACAUCAAAGAUCAGCGACCGCUCAGCAACAUGGAAGGGCCAAUCAGCUUGAUCAUGACACCAACCCGUGAGUUGGCCACUCAAAUUCAUAAGGACUGCAAACCGUUCUUGAAGGCACUCGGUCUGCGUGCUGUAUGUGCAUAUGGCGGUGCCCCUAUCAAAGAUCAAAUUGCGGAGCUGAAGCGUGGAGCCGAGGUCGUUGUUUGCACACCAGGACGUAUGAUCGAUCUCCUCGCUGCCAACGCUGGUCGAGUCACUAAUCUCCAUCGCGUGACUUACGUUGUGCUUGACGAGGCAGAUCGUAUGUUUGAUAUGGGAUUCGAGCCUCAAGUCAUGAAGAUCUUGGCCAACGUUAGGCCCGAUCGGCAGACAGUGCUGUUCUCCGCCACCUUCCCUCGAAAUAUGGAAGCAUUGGCACGAAAAACACUCAAGAGGCCCAUUGAGAUUGUUGUUGGUGGCCGAAGUGUGGUCGCCCCCGAAAUUACCCAGAUCGUGGAGGUACGCAACGAAGACCAGAAAUUCGUGCGUCUUCUCGAGCUACUCGGCAAUCUUUAUUCAGAUGAUUCGAACGAGGAUGCGCGGGCGCUGAUCUUCGUCGACCGUCAAGAAGCUGCCGAUACUCUACUGAAAGAACUGAUGCGGAAGGGUUAUCCAUGCAUGUCAAUUCAUGGUGGCAAAGAUCAAAUUGAUCGCGAUUCUACCAUUGAGGACUUCAAGGCCGGUAUAUUCCCAGUUCUGAUUGCCACUUCAGUCGCGGCUCGUGGCUUGGAUGUGAAGCAGUUGAAGCUCGUCAUCAACUACGAUGCACCCAACCACUUGGAAGAUUAUGUGCAUCGUGCUGGUCGAACUGGUCGCGCCGGCAAUACCGGUACUGCUGUUACAUUCCUGAUGGACACUCAAGAACGAUAUUCGGUGGACAUUGCCAAGGCUCUGAAGCAGAGUGGGCAAGAGGUUCCCGAGCCAGUGCAGAAGAUGGUGAAUAAUUUUCUCGACAAAGUCAAGGCUGGUAAAGAAAAGGCCAGUGGAUCCGGCUUUGGUGGCAAAGGUCUGGAGCGACUAGACCAGGAGCGUGAGACCGCGCGCAAUCGUGAACGUCGAACGUACAAGACUGGUGAAGAGGGAGAGGAGGAAGAGGACAAAGAUGACAAGAAGGACAAGAAGGGCGACGAAGACCGCUUCGCCAAAGCUCUCUCUGCAGUGCAGUCUGCCGCUACCGCGCCCGCACCGGCACCGCUGGCUGGUGUACCCAAAGGUAUUGACCUUGACGGGAAGAUCACAGUCCACAGGACCGAGAAGGAUCCCAAUGCUGGCACCAAGAAUGCUUUGGACAAGGUUGGCUCUGCUGUUGCGGAUAUUCAUGCUCGUCUCAGCCGCGCCGGUGUGAUGAGAUCAGGUGUGCCCAUCGAUAAUCGGGGCCCAGAUGCAGGCGCAUUCCAUGCUACUUUGGAGAUCAACGACUUUCCCCAAAAAGCUCGUUGGGCGGUCACCAACCGCACGAAUGUCGCCAAAAUUUUGGAAGCUACAGGGACCUCCAUCACGACCAAGGGUAGCUUCUAUCCCACUGGGAAAGUGCCUGGGCCGAACGAGAAUCCCAAACUUUAUAUCCUGGUUGAGGGAGAGACCGAAAUCUCCGUUACCAAUGCCAUGCGCGAGCUUAUGCGUUUGCUGAAAGAGGGUACUGUCGCUGCUGCUGACAGCGAUGCGCGCCAGCCAGCCAGCGGUCGUUAUAGUGUGGUUUAG
Molecule: messenger RNA, 3555 nt
Organism: Penicillium diatomitis
Lineage: Eukaryota; Fungi; Ascomycota; Eurotiomycetes; Eurotiales; Aspergillaceae
Exons: 4
Coding region: 1-3555 (1184 amino acids)
Biological process (GO): mRNA splicing, via spliceosome
Cellular component (GO): nucleus
Molecular function (GO): nucleic acid binding; ATP binding
Source: RefSeq, a predicted model, not a curated record